This is a messenger RNA of Rotaria sp. Silwood1, 1257 nucleotides long. The record is from the annotation of a GenBank genome assembly. NCBI's taxonomy places the organism in Eukaryota, Metazoa, Rotifera, Eurotatoria, Philodinida, Philodinidae.
AUGGAAGAUUUUUCUUUAGAUCCUGUAUCUAAUAAUCAAUCGAAUUUUAUUGAUAACUCUGAUUCGUUGAUUUAUCCGGAGGAAGAAGUUGAUGAAAUGGAUUAUAAUUUUUUAAAUUUUAAUCCUAUUACUAUUCCCGUUAUCGACGACAAUUUAAGUUUUAAAAGAAUUGCCGAAUUCUAUACUCGUUUUCUUCUUGAACUGCGAGAGUAUCACUUACUUCCGCAAAAAAUGGUUCAAUCUAUUUCAUUUUACAUUUCCACUUUACUUGAUAUGAUUUUUAAAUUGAUUAAAACAAAAACAUCAACUUCCAACUUCAUAUCAACUAAUGAUUUUGAUACAGCUUUCGCACAGAUUAAUUCGAUUAUUAAUUCUAUUUCAAAAAGUGAAUAUCAAUUCUUAAGACAAUGUAAGAAUUAUUUUAACUACGAAGCCCCAACUGAAAUCAUCUUAAAUACAAAUGAAGAACGUGCUUAUUAUAUACCUUUAAAACAAAGUAUAGGAAGCAUGCUUCAAAAUGAACAAUUAUUGAAGUCGAUAAUUGAUAAUAUCAAUUCUUUAUCGAAAUAUGUAGCUAAAGAUCAAGAUCUGAUCUUGUCAAAUCGACAAGGUCAUUCAAUUAUAUCGAAUUUAUCUCGUCAAGCAAAUCCAAAUGCUUUAUUACUUAAAUUAUAUACAGAUGGAAUCUCCGUUACUAAUCCUCUUGGUGCUAAACGAGAUUCCCACAAGCUUACCUGUUUUUAUUAUCUCUUGGACGAUAUGCCAGAAAUCAUUCGUUCAAAAGUAAACUAUAUUGGAUUGUUUUGCAUGUGUUAUACAAAGCAUUUAAAUGAUCAGAAUAAUCGAACGAUAUUAAUGGAUGUACUGGUAAAUGACUUGAAUAUGCUUCAAAAUGAAGGCAUAACAAUUGCGUGUCCUUCAAGUAGAAUAUAUUUCGUUUUUUCAACUGUAUGUGCUGAUAAUUUAGCUGCCAACGAAAUUGGAGGAUUUCAGAAGACAUUUAGUUCAGGCAGCUUUUGCCGACAUUGUUAUAUUACAUAUGAACAGCGACUUAUUCCAUUAACUGAUAUAUCAUUUGUACCUCGAACUAGAUCAAAACACGACAUGAUUCUCCAUCAGAUUAUCAACAACAACAAUGAUCAAAUUAUACAAGGAGUUAGAGGUCACAGCUGGUUUAAAAAUGUAAUAGGUUUCUAUCCAACUGAGUCAUUACCACCGGAUAUAAUGCACGAUGUUGCAGAAGGCAAUAAACAGUAA